Fulvia fulva is the source of this 1797-nucleotide messenger RNA. Its product is annotated as Ferric reductase transmembrane component 3. NCBI's taxonomy places the organism in Eukaryota, Fungi, Ascomycota, Dothideomycetes, Mycosphaerellales, Mycosphaerellaceae. Gene Ontology annotation, molecular function: ferric-chelate reductase activity. Gene Ontology annotation, cellular component: plasma membrane. Gene Ontology annotation, biological process: iron ion transport; intracellular iron ion homeostasis; copper ion import. The transcript has a single exon. Bases 1 to 1797 code for a protein of 598 amino acids. The record is from RefSeq and is a predicted model, not a curated record.
AUGCAUUCGUGGACAUGGGUGCUGCUGGCGGCAGCAAUGCCAUAUGCCAGAGCAGAAAGGGACGAUACUGCGGAGAAGGCAGCCGCACUCCUCAAUGACAAGACGGUCAAAUACAUCGGCUGGACAUGGGGCAUGAUCAUCGCCAUCGUACUCAUCUACCGCUGGACCCUACACCUGCUGCAACACAUUCGCAAGCUGGCCAACUUGUACCACGGAACCAGCAGCGAUGGCAGACAACGCUACUUCAGCAUACCGGACGACCGAUGGGCCAAGUUCAAGCGUCACUGGCUAUCUGCACCGCUCCUCAGUAAGCGUCACAACCGCGAGUUCAAGCUUUCGGCCGCCAUGAACGUUGGUACCCUCCCAGGCCGUAUGCAAACCUUCUUCCUGCUUGGAUACUUCGCCUUGAACGUCGUCUUCACCGUUUGGAAGAUCGAUUGGACUUCCAAGGGCUUCAUGUCCGCCGGACUGAGCCGGACUGGUAUCUUGGCCACCAUCAACAUGGUGCCACUCUUCCUCCUCGCCGGACGAAACAACCCUCUCAUUUCCUUGCUGGGCAUCAGCUUCAACGACUUCAACAUGAUCCACCGAUGGAUCGGUCGAAUCGUUGUUUUCGAAGCCGUCGCUCAUGCUUCGUUCUGGUUCUGUGGCAAGGUCGCCAAGUUGGGAUCAGAGAAGGGUCUUCAGGCGAUUGCGAACUCCAUGGCUAACAGUACAUUCAUCCUGUCCGGAACCAUUGGGUUCUGCACUUUCUGCGCCCUGCUGCUACAGUCUCCCUCCAUCAUCCGCCAUGCAUUCUACGAGACAUUCUUGCACCUACACAUCGCGCUUGCUAUCACUGCAGUCGUUGCUGUAUGGAUGCAUCUCGAUGGUAUGCCCGCGCAGCUUAUGCUCUUCGGUGCUCUCGUCUGCUGGAUCUUCGAGCGUCUGGUCCGUGUCUGGCUCAUCGUGACCAACAACUUCGGCCGCAAAGGCCGCACCAAGGCUGAAGUCGAGGCGCUGCCUGGCGACUCUAUGCGUGUCACUUUGCGACCCUCGAAGACCUGGAAGUUCAGACCUGGACAGCAUGUCUACUUGUACAUCCCCAGCAUUGGCAUGUGGACCAGUCAUCCAUUCUCCCUGGCUUGGAGCGAGGAUGGGACAGAUCUUGCCAACGAAAAGGCACUGCCCAUGGCACGGCAAGAUAUUCUUGCAGCCAAGGCCACCUCCAUAUCUCUAAUUAUCCGUCGUCGAACCGGCUUCACGGACACCUUGUACAAGAAAGCCGAACAAUGCAAGUCUGGACCCCUUACCACAACCGCGUACGUCGAGGGCCCUUACGGACACGAGAGCUUCCAGUCAUAUGGCACCGUGAUGCUCUUCGCUGCUGGAGUCGGAAUCACGCACCAAGUUCCUCACGUGCGCGACCUUGUCGCUGCUUACAACAAGGGAACAGGUGCAACUCGCAAAGUCGUCCUGGUCUGGGUCAUUCAGUCACCUGAGCACCUCGAGUGGAUCAGACCAUGGAUGACACAAAUCCUCGGCAUGGAGAAGCGUCGCGACAUUCUCAAGAUCCUGCUGUUCGUUACACGACCUCGUAGCACCAAGGAGAUUCAGUCUCCUAGCGCGUCCGUGCAAAUGUUCCCUGGAAAGCCAGACGUCGGUGCUCUCAUCGGCAAGGAACAAGAGAAGCAAGUCGGCGCGAUGGCUAUCAGUGUGUGUGGUACGGGCAGUCUGAGCGACGAUGUUCGAAGAGGCAUGCGCGAUCGCUGUGAACAAACGGAGAUUGACUUCUUCGAGGAGGCAUUCUCAUGGUAG